This is a messenger RNA of Mesorhabditis belari, 1887 nucleotides long. Lineage: Eukaryota; Metazoa; Nematoda; Chromadorea; Rhabditida; Rhabditidae. The record is from the annotation of a GenBank genome assembly.
AUGUCACCACCGAAAGUAAAACCACCAAAGCGGACAAACAAAAGUGAAGAUGAAGUUCAGGCUCAACGCAAUUCAGCAAACAAACGAGAACGCCAGCGAACAAAGGAAUUGAAUGAUGCGUUCGCGAUUCUGCGCAAAAGGAUUCCCUCGAUGCCCUCAGACAAAAUGAGCAAGAUUCACACGUUAAGAAUAGCUACUGAAUACAUCAGAUUUCUUGAUCAGGUCAAAAAGGACGGGGGCAAGACAUGGGGAAUCGACUUGCAUGUCGGAGAUUCCAAAUCACUUCAGAACACUUUCAAUGUUUGGAGGAGUAGUUAUACGAACACGGUGGCAAGUAUGGGAUCACUUCCACAAAUGAGUUCUCUCACUUUUCCAUAUAAUAUGGAAUCCUAUGUCAAGUCAAGCGAUGUGUUUGUUGGCUCGGCCACCGCGCAGACAAUUGCUGGACUUUUUACGUUGGGCGCUCUCUUCAUCACUUCCCAUCAGAUCUAUCAACAUUUACGAUGGUAUUCAUGCCCAACCGAACAGCGUUGGAUUGUGAGAAUACUUUUCAUUGUGCCAAUUUAUGCUUUUGACUCAUGGCUUUCGUUGGUGUUCUUCCACAACAACGUUUACAUUUAUUUCAAUUCGAUUCGGGAUUGUUAUGAAGCUUUUGUGAUCUAUUCAUUCCUCUCGCUAUGCUAUGAAUAUCUUGGAGGCGAAAGCAAUAUUAUGGCGGAGAUUCGUGGAAAGCCUAUCAAACCCACGAAUUACUGGACUUGUACGUGUUGUCUUGCCGGGAAACAAUAUACGAUCGAGUUUCUACGUUUUUGCAAACAGGCGACACUUCAAUUUUGCUUUAUCAAGCCAUUGAUGUCUCUUUUGACAAUUAUAUUGGAGCCAAUCGGAAAAUAUGAAGAGGGUAACUGGAGCGCUGAUCAAGGCUACGUGUGGAUUUCAUUUGCGUACAACAUCUCCAUCUCGUUGGCUUUGUAUGGGCUUUUCUUGUUUUACACGGCUACCAAGGAUCUUCUUUCCCCAUAUUCACCGGUUCUCAAAUUCUUGACGGUCAAAAGCGUGAUCUUCCUUUCAUUCUGGCAAGGGUUUUUGUUGGCGGUGCUCGGAGCUUUUGGGGCCAUCGAUUCGGUGAAGCUGGAGAAUGGAGGAGAGAUUUCUGUCGGCACCAUCGCUGCUGGUUGGCAAAAUUUCUUUAUUUGCAUCGAGAUGUUUUUCGCGGCGAUCGCUCUUCGUUUUGCGUUUUCAGUCACGGUUUAUGCGGAUGCCCAAUCGGCUUCCUCAAAUGAUGGACGUCAAGUAACGCUUCAAUCAAUUUCCUCGUCGCUUCGUGAAACAAUGAAUCCCAAAGACAUAAUGCAAGAUGCAAUUCACAACUUCCAUCCACAAUAUCAACAAUAUACUCAGCAUUCGAACCCUCAACGCUCGGUCAGUGGUAACAAUAGUCAAGGUUUUGAUUUGCUUCCCUUAUUUCUUGCUAACUCUUUACCCUCACUGAUGGCACCGCAUUUAAUGUUUAGGGGAGAAGCCGGAACAUCCACGGUAACUACAAUAGCCUCGGGACCGGGGAUUUCACAAGCGUCGACAUCCACUCAUCCGGAUAUUUGGACAGAUCCAUCCCGAACUUCAGUGCCACAGAUCGAGUCAUCAUCUUCCCCUUAUUCAGUGGCUUGGCAAGCCCCACCCCCUCUUCGCAUCAUCCCCUUCUUUCGGGUCGUUCUUCCGGAUGUUCAUUCAGUAAUAGUUCCGAGUACUAGCCACGAGGAGGCAGGUGCUGAACGACUAGCUAAUGCUGCACAGGUUUCAAAUUAUUCAUCAAUGGCUAAUACGGACUCGUACGGUGUGUCAACUCCCGGUCAAACAAAUGUGUCAAAUUCUGGCCACCUUCUCGAU